Cornus florida is the source of this 988-nucleotide messenger RNA. RefSeq names its product probable glutathione S-transferase. The transcript is spliced from 2 exons. Lineage: Eukaryota; Viridiplantae; Streptophyta; Magnoliopsida; Cornales; Cornaceae. Gene Ontology annotation, biological process: glutathione metabolic process. Gene Ontology annotation, molecular function: glutathione transferase activity. The record is from RefSeq and is a predicted model, not a curated record. Gene Ontology annotation, cellular component: cytoplasm. Bases 1 to 663 code for a protein of 220 amino acids.
AUGCCAACAAAAGAAGUAGUUCUCUUGGAUUUCUGGGCUAGCCCUUUUGCCACUAGGGUUAGAAUUGCAUUGGCUGAGAAAGGCGUCGCAUUCGAAGGUCAAGAGGAGGACUUGUUUGGAGGGAAGAGUGAGCUGCUGCUCAAUUCAAACCCUAUCUACCAAAAGGUUCCGGUGUUAUUGCAUGACGGGAAACCUGUCGUUGAGUCCACCAACAUUGUUGCCUAUGUUGAUGAGGCCUGGCCUUCACCGCCAUUGCUGCCACCUUGUGCAUAUGGGCGAGCUCAGGCCCGGUUUUGGGCUGACUUCAUUGACAAGAAGGUAUUUGACGCGGGUAGGAAUAUUUGGAUGGGCAAAGGAGAGGAACUAGAGGUGGCAAAGAAGGACUUCAUAGAGAUUCUGAAGCAGCUAGAGGGAGCUUUGGGAGAAAAGGACUACUUUGGUGGUGAUAGCUUUGGUUUUGUGGACAUCAUAUUAAUUCCCAUGACCAGUUGGUUCUAUGCCUAUGAGAAAUUUGGGGGUUUCAAGGUUGAGGACCAAUGUCACAAAUUCUCAGCUUGGAUGAAGAAAUGCAUGGAGAGGGAAAGUGUUGCCAAAUAUCUUCCAUGCCCUCAAAAGGUUUAUGAGAUAGUGAUCAUGUUGAGGAAGAUGAAUGGCAUUGAGUAGUGGAUGUGCAAGUUUUUGGCUUGUGGUUGAAUCUGUUUCUUUUUUUCUUUUUUUUUCUUAAGUUCUUCUUUUUGGUCUUCUUGUGGGUCAUGGGGUUUCUUGAUUCUCACUAGAGGAGAAAAAUAAAAGGAUAAUAAUCAUUUUCCUUGAUCUUUCUAAACUAGUUUGAUGUUUGUGCUAGAGUAGUAAAAACAAAAGAAAGUGGAAAAAUGAGUAAAAGCUGUUAAGUGAUGGUCAUUUGAUUGUUUGCUUUCAGUUGUAGUGAUAUUUGAUGUAUGACACACAUCAAGUAUGUUAUAUUGACCACAACAAAGCAAAUCAUAAA